AUGAAAGGUGACAGUGAAGGCCAGGAAGCUGAUCCGAUGGGAGGUCCUCAGCUGGUGAAACAGCGUGGGAACAGUGGUGGAAAGGACGAGUGCUCGAAUGUAAGGGUAGUCGUAGGUCUCAAGAGAAGAUGCACAUUAGAUGCGGUUACAAAAACUGUCAAGGAACGAAAACAGAAGGUGAAGACUGUCACGAAUAGGAAUACAGGAGUAUCCGAAAGAGAUGCUCACGUAAAGUCCAACACUGAUAUAGAAGAGGAGAACAAACGAGGUGAAGAAGUUGUAAAGUCAUAUAAGACAAUUGAAGUCCCGACCUCGCCACGGCGUAGGUCGAGCGCCUCUUCGCCCAGAACAAAAGAGAAACCCCCCCAACCCCCACUUUCGUCAUCGGAAACCUCACCAGAUGACAUGAACACCCAACAAAGCAAGAAGUCCACUCCAGUAACUAUUAGAGUUGAGGAUCGCAUGAUACAUUACGAAUGUGAAAGCGAAUCAAGUGAAGAAGCAGGUGACAUAAAAGCAUCAGACAGAAAUGAGGAUCAUGAUACUGAAGAGGCACUGAGGAACGAAUUUGGGAGCCCAACAUCAGAAGAUGAUGACGCCUUCAUCCCUCCAUCUCAGCUCAACUACAGAAGAAAAGACUCCAUCGCUGUCACAAAGCAUCGGUUGCUAAAAGAACAGGAGGAAGGUCCACACGACGAGGACGACGACGACGAUGAUGCCCAAGACGACGAAGCUGACGACGGUGCGAAGCACCCUGUGUUCAUGCGAACUCUCGUAUCUGACAUUAUUUCGCCGGAUCUUGAUUACGAGAAGGACCACAAUGACGAAGUUGGUGUCAAAGAAGCCUUGGCAGCAAGAGCGGAGGCGACGAAGACAUCACCAGCAGAAUCGACUUCGGCUGUGCCUGCCGAUGAAGCCCAUGGAUCACGAUCCGCAGUGCAAGAGCUCCAAUGUGAUGCAGCAAGGCAAUCUGAGGGCCUUUUGGUACCAGAUGUGCUACACAAAGGAGAGAGGUCAAUAACGCUACUCAGACCUUCAGCUAGUGAACCUUUCCAACCUAACCAAGAGGACAGUACCGGAAGCGUGAAACAAGUAUCGCUGGAAGAACCAGGAAAAUCUGGAAGAAGACCUCUUGAGCAGCCCACGCACGAUGUCCUUAAAGAAACUCAAAAGGCGGAGGGAGCUCCAAAGUCAAGUAGCGAAUAUGAAGCGACAGCGCAAUCGGAAAGGGUGAUUACGUCUGCUGCCACGCAGGACCAAGAAGGUGUCCAAGAAGAAUCAAGCAGCGUAGAGAAACUACGGAAGGCUUCUACCGACAGUCUGUCGUUCAGUACUCAUCGAUAUUCGAACAGAAGCAGCUCUGAGGGCUCAAUACAGGCAUCCCUCAGCAUGAAUGAGGUAGAACCCCAAAGGCUUAUAACUAGAAUAGAAACAAUGACAGUCACAAAUGAGGUCAAAGACGCGUUUCGUUAUCCAACACACCGACUGGUCAGGAAACAGGUUUCAGAGACAACAAUCGAGAUCAGGAAACGAACCUACACCGAAUUCUAUAUUGAACCGAACCCUCCGAUGUACGCCUCCACUGAUGAAAUUGAUGUGCCAACCAAAGCAGGUUCUCGUGCACAACUAUGCGGCCAGUCGUCCCGGGAGACAUGUAGCGAAAUGGAACCAGACAACGUACAGCACACCAAUGAAAGAUCUGAGCAUUAG
Ornithodoros turicata is the source of this 1710-nucleotide messenger RNA. RefSeq names its product protein Aatf-like. The record is from RefSeq and is a predicted model, not a curated record. NCBI's taxonomy places the organism in Eukaryota, Metazoa, Arthropoda, Arachnida, Ixodida, Argasidae. The transcript has a single exon. Bases 1 to 1710 code for a protein of 569 amino acids.